Wickerhamiella sorbophila is the source of this 1185-nucleotide messenger RNA. RefSeq names its product S-adenosylmethionine decarboxylase proenzyme. Gene Ontology annotation, biological process: spermine biosynthetic process; spermidine biosynthetic process. The coding region runs from base 1 to 1185 and encodes 394 amino acids. The record is from RefSeq and is a predicted model, not a curated record. Gene Ontology annotation, cellular component: cytosol. The transcript has a single exon. Gene Ontology annotation, molecular function: adenosylmethionine decarboxylase activity. Lineage: Eukaryota; Fungi; Ascomycota; Dipodascomycetes; Dipodascales; Trichomonascaceae.
AUGGAAAAGCCCGUCAAGUACAUCAAUCACGAGGUUGCUGAUACCUUAGACUCGACGAAUGCCUUCGAAGGCCCCGAAAAGCUCUUGGAGAUCUGGUUCGCUCCGAAAGAACCCCAUGUCUCCGCCAUGGCUCAGCCUCGGCAGGGUUUGCUUGCAGUCCCGCGCCAGGUCUGGGAAACCAUGCUCAACCUUGUCCAGUGCAAGGUAUUGAGUAUGCUUUCCUACGAGGGUCUCGACUCCUACGUCUUGUCUGAAUCCAGCUUCUUUGUGUAUCCUCAUGUUUUGAUUCUCAAAACGUGCGGAACAACCACUCUCCUCGAUGGGUUGCCCCGUAUGUUAGAGAUUGUUGCCGACUAUACCCGGACAAUUGAUCCCAGCCCUCUAAGGAUCUUUUAUAGUCGACGCAGUUUCAUGUUUCCUGACCGCCAAUUGCACCCGCACCGUUCGUGGGAAGACGAGACAGCGGUGCUCAAGCAGUAUUUCCCCGAUGGACAAGCCAUGGAGUUCGGAGCCGGAAAGGACAAAUGGUACAUGUUCUCUUGUGUACAGUCCCAGGUUGGCAAAACCUGCGACAAUUUCAACGACUUUUCGCUCGAGAUCAUGAUGACCGAUCUGGACCCGGCCGCAGCCAACCUUUUUUCGUUCGACGCUGUCCGGUCCUUGAACUCGCCUCCCGGCACUCCAACUUCUGCCAAUCCGAUGGAAAGCAGUAUGUUGUCGAUUGACUCCAUGGCGUCCUCUGUUGGUUGUGAACCCGACGACGAUGAUCCGGGACAUCACCAAGGAAACAUCUUGACCAAGGCGACUGAGAUUGAUGAAAUCUAUCCCACGGUUACUAACCAGGCGAUAGACUCGUUUGCCUUUGCGCCUUGCGGCUAUUCGUGCAACGGUGUCAUUGACGCCGAGCGCUACUUUAGUAUCCACGUCACGCCCGAGACGGGGUUCUCGUACGCUAGCUUUGAGACGAACGUUCCGCCUCAACGCUUUGGUAUGACCCACCUGGACGUAAUCCAAAAAGUCUUGAGUAUUUUCCGCCCGGCGAACUUUACUCUCGUGUUAUUUGAAGAAGGCAAGCCGAAACUUGGCUUACCUGCCGGGCUUUCUGACAAGUAUUCCCCUACCUGUGAAGUUAGCCAGUCUGUUGGUAACUACAAAAUGUGGUACCAGACUUAUCGCCUUACUUAG